Messenger RNA from Oncorhynchus keta (chum salmon), 3973 nucleotides. Its product is annotated as globoside alpha-1,3-N-acetylgalactosaminyltransferase 1-like. The record is from RefSeq and is a predicted model, not a curated record. Gene Ontology annotation, biological process: carbohydrate metabolic process. Gene Ontology annotation, cellular component: membrane; Golgi apparatus; vesicle. The coding region runs from base 1629 to 2759 and encodes 376 amino acids. NCBI's taxonomy places the organism in Eukaryota, Metazoa, Chordata, Actinopteri, Salmoniformes, Salmonidae. Gene Ontology annotation, molecular function: hexosyltransferase activity. The transcript is spliced from 12 exons.
GAUGACUGUUUUCAGCCAUCUGUAGCUUGUGGGCUCUGUGCUACAGUCAAUGAGUGCAUGUCUACUUAUAUUAAAUAAAUAAUGUAUGAUAGCUAGCAAAUUAAUUAGCUAACUGACGUCAGCCUGCCUAGCUGGAACUUCUGAUGAAGGAACAUGUUUUAUUUCUACAAUUUCCAAAAGAUAACCAAACAAUUGCUUUUUACGUAGUAGCAACAUGUACAUUUAUUUGCAUUCGUUUUUACUUACACUUGUAUGUUGACUUCUCCAUUGAUGUAGUUAAGUUUUCGCGGACUUUUCUUAUGCGGAGUUUCAGGCCUCUGAGUGAACAUAAUUGUACACUCGCAAAGCCGACUAAACUUGGGUUGAGGGGCUUACGUUGUAAACUUCUCUUGCUUGGCUCAUCAUUUGAACCUCCAAGAUGGUGACGGGGAUUCCCCCCCCAAGGGCAUAAGACGAGGGUAAGUGGACGAGGUUGUCUUAAGUGUUUGGACCGUAAGCAUAGGACCGCACGAUAGGCUCUAUAACGACAUUCUAUCCUUUUGCACACGCCCCCCCCCCUUUCAAUUAAUUGAAUGGUGUGAGAGUUGAGGAAUAUGGUGGAACCUUCCUCCAGUUUACACUAAUCCAAUGCUUCUAAAUGCAUAACGGGGCGUGUAGAGGACUGCUAAUUCUUAUGUAGGUGACAUUACACUACUAUAGCUGGGACAACGUAUUUUCAUAGUAAAACAGGUUGGGCCCCAUACAGGAUAUCUCUCACACACACACUCACUUUGAUCAUCCAGAACACUGUCACAACAGGAUACUCCUAGCCACAGGUGCUAGCCGGCAGUUCGGCCACAACUCCCCUGAAGAUAGGAACGCACACACAUUACACACGGACUCUUGAGGACAGGACAGGGACGCAUACGCUCUUACACACUUACCCCAGAAGACAGGGACGACGCACAUACAGUACACACAUAGCUGCCGAGGACACCCAGAUAAGACACCCACAGAUUGGCAGAAAGCCUAGACUUAGAGACAAACCAUACGUAAAUGUAUGCACACAUGACUGUAAGUCGCUUUGGAUAAAAGCGUCUGCUAAAUGGCUAUUAUUAUUAUUAUUAUUAUUAUUAUUAUAACUAGCACACACACACAAUCUCCUUCCUAGCCGAACAUUGUGUGACUGAGAACAGCCCGACGAGACCCGGAGGAACGACGGACGGCUCAACAGGACCAAUCCAAGAAGACAACACCUCAACUGUGGCCAACCAAAAGAACGUGACUUCCAGACUCAACCUACUUUCUGUACUGUACAUAACGUGCUUGCAAUCUGUUAUCGGGGCUUCUUUCUGCUGGUUCCUUGUGAGCCAAAUGAAUGAGCCCGUAUUUACGUGUACCAGAUAUUCUCACCUUGAAUAAACGGUCACUUGUCGUACAAAUUUUACCACCUUGUCUGAAUCGAUCCUUAACCGGCUCACCCUUCUACAUAUCCUUUUAUCAACAGGCGUGAACAAGUGCACACUCCUGGAGACCGUGGGAGCUCAAUGGAAAUAUAGAGUUUGUAUAAAGUGAGGUAUAAGGUGCAUAUAGCUAUCUAUACAAUACAGACAACUGGGACCAGGUGAUUCUCAGGAGCAUCAGUACAAAUGAUACGAAAGUGUGAACACUGGUUACUUGCUUUAGUAAUCGCUGGGGGAAUGGUUCUCUGCUGGCUUGUCUUCUCAUGCUGCACAUCUUUCUCUCGCAAUCACAAGCUUGAUCGCCAGGACAGCGGAGUCAAUCACCACCUUCCGGAGACACCUGAAACCCCACCUCUUCAAGGAAUACCUAGGAUAGGUGAGGGUCUCAGUGAGUAUGUGGAGGGGUUAACAUGGCGCCAGGUGAAUAACCAGGUUGUGCUGAAUCACAGAUUACAGAGCAAUCAAGCCAAGCUUAUGGAACCAGUGAGGACUGACGUGCUGACUGUAACCCCAUGGCUGGCUCCUAUAGUCUGGGAGGGGACCUUCGACCCCCUGGUCAUAGACGAGGCCUUCAGGUCCCACACCCUCACCAUUGCUACCACUGUGUUUGCUGUAGGGAAAUACACUCGUUUUCUCCGUGACUUCUUAGAGUCAUCUGAGAAGCACUUCAUGGUGGGGCUGGAUGUGCACUACUACGUGUUCACCGACCUGCCCGGCGAUGUGCCUAGCAACAUGACUCUUGGUGUCGGCAGGCUGCUCAGCAUCGUGAGAGUGCCGAAGUUCGACCGCUGGCAGGAGAUAUCCCUCCGCCGCAUGGAGCUCAUCCAGACUGCCAUUGAGGAUCACAUCCACCGGGAGGCGCACUACAUCUUCUGCCUGGAUGUAGACAUGAUGUUCCAUGGCCGUGUGGGGUCUGAGGUGCUGGGGAGACUGGUGGCCGCCAUCCACCCCUGGUUCUACAUGUACCCCCGGAGCCAGUACCCCUACGAGCGGCGGGCCGUGUCCACAGCCUCUGUACCUCAGGACCAGGGAGACUUCUACUACCAGGCCAACAUAUUCGGAGGAGUGCUGGAGGAUGUUCAUAGGCUGACCAAGACGUGCAGGGAGAACCUGGAGGUGGAUAAGUCUGUGGGUGUUGAGGCUGUGUGGCAGGAGGAGAGUCACCUGAACUGGUACCUGGUGAAGAAUAAGCCCACCAAGCUGCUGUCACCUGAAUAUGUGUGGGAUGACGCUAGAGGACGAGACGCCAAGGAGAUAAAACUCGUCCGCUUCUCCUCUGUCAUCAAGAACAAGGCAGAGGUCAGGGAGAACCCAUGAGAUGCAGCCCAUGCAAAACCCACAUAGAUAUCUAUAGCUUAAACAGACAGAUUUCGAUAGCAUAAACAGACAGAUUUCGAUAGCAUAAACAGACAGAUUUCGAUAGCAUAAACAGACAGAUUUCGAUAGCAUAAACAGACAGAUUUCGAUAGCAUAAACAGACAGAUUUCGAUAGCAUAAACAGACAGAUUUCGAUAGCAUAAACAGACAGAUUUCGAUAGCAUAAACAGACAGAUUUCGAUAGCAUAAACGAACAGAUUUCGAUAGCAUAAACAACAGAUUUCGAUAGCAUAAACAACAGAUUUCGAUAGCUUAAACAACAGAUUUCGAUAGCUUAAACAACAGAUUUCGAUAGCUUAAACAACAGAUUUCGAUAGCUUAAACAGACAGAUUUCGAUAGCAUAAACAACAGAUUUCGAUAGCAUAAACAACAGAUUUCGAUAGCAUAAACAACAGAUUUCGAUAGCAUAAACAACAGAUUUCGAUAGCAUAAACAACAGAUUUCGAUAGCAUAAACAGACAGAUUUCGAUAGCUUAAACAACAGAUUUCGAUAGCUUAAACAACAGAUUUCGAUAGCUUAAACAACAGAUUUCGAUAGCUUAAACAACAGAUUUCGAUAGCUUAAACAACAGAUUUCGAUAGCUUAAACAACAGAUUUCGAUAGCUUAAACAACAGAUUUCGAUAGCUUAAACAACAGAUUUCGAUAGCUUAAACAACAGAUUUCGAUAGCUUAAACAACAGAUUUCGAUAGCUUAAACAACAGAUUUCGAUAGCUUAAACAACAGAUUUCGAUAGCUUAAACAACAGAUUUCGAUAGCUUAAACAACAGAUUUCGAUAGCUUAAACGGACAGAUUUCGAUAGCUUAAACGGACAGAUUUCGAUAGCUUAAACGGACAGAUUUUGAUCAGGAAUGUUUUAAUAUGCUAAUUAGACUUUCGCCCGAGGUGAUGACAUUGACGCUAGAGUUUUAAAGACUCAAGAGCUAACUAUAUUUAAGCUCUUGAGUCUUCCUCAUCUCUGAGAACUGCCACAACAAAAGAAUGAUGUUCAAGACAACUGAGCGUGUUGUUGGUGCCCACCCUAACAGCGACAUGUUAGCAUCUCCUGAUCUGUGAACAGUUUUUACAAUUAUUAUGAUGUGAAGCCCUUUUAACACUUGUAUUGAAAAGCGCUAUACAAAUAAAGUUCAUUAUUAUUAAGUUGACAUUUUA